AUGUCAUCCUUCCAGGUGGUGGACUGUUCGCCAGGCAGCAGCGUCAGCUUAAUGGAAACAUCCAAUUUUGCCCACGUCAUCUUCCAAAAUGUGGGGAAAAGUUUCCUGCCCCAGGCGCCUCUGGAGUGUCGCUACACCCUGACCCCGUACAUUGCACCCCACCCCAAAGACUGGGUGGGAAUCUUCAAGGUGGGUUGGAGCACUGCCAGAGAUUACUACACCUUCCUCUGGUCUCCCAUGCCUGAAAACUAUGAACCCGGAAGUACUGUACACAGGACUGUGGUGUUUCAAGGUUAUUACGUGCCCAAAUCUGAUGGAGAGUUUUACCAGUUCUGUUAUGUCACACACACUGGGGACAUCAGAGGAGCGAGCACACCGUUUCAGUUCAGGUCAGCCACGCCCACUGAAGAUUUGUUGACUGUUACCGAGGACGACAGCAACUCUGACAUUCUGGUUGUCACCACAAAAACCGGCCUGCUGGAGCGAGUGGAGGAGGCUCAACAGGAGCGCCGGGAACUGCUGAAGGCCAUGAGACUCCUGCAGGAGGAGAAACAACAGCUACAAGAGGAACAGAAACGACUAGCCAGGGAAAGGGAGCAGGAGAGGGAGACGUGCUGCCUGCUGAGGACGCACAACCAGGAUCUGCUGCGCUCCUCACAGGGGCUAUCAGAGGAGAGGGAGGAGGUGAGGAAAAGGCUGACGGAGGCCACAGACCGCGUCCGUCAGCUGGAGGAGGACCUGCUGGGAGUCACUCAGAGAGGCCUGCAAAAGGAAACGGAGCUCGAUUGUCUGCGUGACCGUCUGAAGAAGCUGACAGCAGAGAGAGACAGUCUGGAGAACCAGCUUAAGAAUGAGAAGGAUGAGAGGGAUCUGUACAAGGCUCACCUGCGCAGCACAGAACUGGAGAACACUAAGCUAAGCGCAGAGCUCCAGAUGUUGAAAGCGGUGGAGUUGAACCGGGAGGUGACCAUCGCACAGUUCCAGGAGGAGCUGGACCGGCUCAGAGCCUGUGUGUCCCAGAGAGACAGCCUGGAGAAAGAGCUGCUGGCUCACAAGACUGACAAGGCGGAGCUGGCCCGUGUACGUGAGCAGCUCCGUCAGGCUGAGGAACAGCUGCAGGCGUCCCGGCAGCAGGCCUCGCUGCUGGCCUCAGAACUCCGUGACUCCGCCAGCUCCCGCGACCACACCAUGACUGAGCUGUACCGCGCACGGUUGGAGGCUGACAAGCUCCGUGCCAGCCUUGCCGAUGCUCAGGCUGAGUGCCAACGAGUGGAGGACCAGUUAGACCGCAUGAGGUCCAUGGCACAGAAAGACGUGGGUGUGGGGACCAGUGGCGAGGUGAACGCCAGUGUGAUGGUGGUGUCAGAGACUGAAGCCGAGCUGCAGAGGGAGGUGGAGGAGCUUAAGCUGCGUCUCCACAUGGCUGCUGAACACUACAAGGAGAAAUACAGGGAGUGUCAGCGCCUCCGCAGGCAGGUGGCCAAACUGAACACAACUGAGUCACAGGGGGAGCCAAAAAGAAAUGUCUCCACGGAGACCACACAAGAACCACUGACCUCUAGUCCAGAAUCCCCAACAGAGGGGAACAUCGCCUGUGCUAUUCUACAAGAAGCCGUCGAAAUGACUACCACAGCUGAGCUCCUGUACAGUGAACCUGUGAACACUGACCAACCUGGAACAGUGGAGAAACUGACGCAGAAUGUAAGUGAGGCAGAGGCUGAGCCUGAGGUGGAGGACAACCAGAAGGAGGAGAAUAAUAUGAAGGAGAAAGACGACGAGGAGAAGAAGGACGAGAGACCUCAAGAGGAGAGCCUGAAGUUGACAAGCUGGGUGGAGGUGGAGAACGACGGCGAGAGUCCUGAGGUGGAAAUAGAACCACAGGUAACGGAGGUGAGCGAAGAUGUGGAGGCACAGAUGCUGCUGGAGAUGGAGGGGAGGACCACAGUGGAGGCGGAGGAAGAAGAGCAAACGCGCUCCGUGGAGGAGGAGCUGGCAAUGAUGGAGGAGAAGUGGAAGGAGCAGUGCGCUAUCAACGAGACGCUCAAGCAGCGGCUGGCCAAUGAGGAGGAGCGAUUCAGAGUGCAGAUGGCGGAGAGAGCCAACGAGGUGACGGAGCUGAAACGUGACCUUGCUCAGGCUCUAAGAGACAAAGAGCAGCUGCAGGAGGAGCUGCGGCGUUACGUCUGCAGACAGAGGGAGCAGGAGGCCGCCGAAGUCAAACAGCCAAUGGUGAUGCGUUACCCGCUACCCUAUCCCCAGGACCCCUCCCCUCCACCACUGGUGCCACAGCAGCCUGCUGAGCUGCAGUUUGGGAAUCCCUACUCCACUGACACAACAAGAGACCACUUGGAUUUUGCUCAGUCUCCUGAGGACACGUCCCUUUCUCCGGCAGAGACUGCACCCAGCGCUCCCCCCUGCGCGCCCCCCAUCACACCACGGAGCCCUGAACCCGCUUCACCUGGCUGGGACCAGGAGGUGGUCUGUAUCCAGCCGGCUCGCAGCUCCACUCCCCCCGAGAACCUGGAGCAUUCAGCAGAGGAUCCCAGAACUGUGGCAGAUGGAGCUCGGUCAGCGUGCGAUCAUCAGUCCAGUCGUACUGACGCCAGAAGCAGCUUCUGCUUUGACUCCAGUAACGACAUCCACAAGCGCUGCCCUCUGUGCGAAGUUAUAUUUCCUCCGCACUUCGAGCAGCGCAGCUUCGAGCAGCACGUGGAGAGUCACUGGAAGAUCUGCCCCGUCUGCUCCGAGCAGUUCCCCCUCAACUGUCAGCAGCAGCUCUUCGAGAGGCACGUCCUCACGCACUUUGACGGCCACGUGCUCAACUUCGAUCAGAUCGAGUGAAGGCCCAGCGGGCGUCGGAUUAUUGACAUGAAUUGUGGGUAAAUAUAUGACAUUAACGAAGAGUUAAGUUCCAAUUCAGUUGUCUUGUUGAUAUACAAUCAUUUUAGCACUUUAUGGUUUUCAAAUCGAAAAGAAUGUCAAGUCGGUAAGUCGUUCACGUGACGCUUUUUCACCGCCGAGUUUAUGUAUUGUGUUUCUCUUGGUCACAAAACAGUGGGGAGAAACAGAAGGACAAUAAUAUAAAAAAAAAUGUGAUGUGAUUGUUUCUCCUUUUUAAAAAAUGAUUUUUAUUUGCAUUUUUACUUUACGCUUUAACUGUGUCUUUGCAGACGUUCAGAGAGUAGGAGUAUCUGGAGUAAAGCUGAGAAAGUACUUCAUUCUUUUAUAUUUUGGAAAAGAUAAGAAAAUGAAUUGUUGUGUAAAUUCAGACGGAGGUAUGAAAAUGAUUUAUGUUUUAAAGAAUCACUAAAGUCAGUAUAUACAGUGUGAGCUUGAAGCAGAGGGUAGAAGAGUUUUUAUUAUUAUUAUUAUUAAUAUUAUUAUUGUUAUAAUUAUUUUAUGAGGACCUGAGAGUAUGAUGGUGUCAGACACAGCACUAUGUUUCCAUGUAUCUGCACUAAAUAAGGCUUUAUUAUGAAUGUAAUGAACAUGUCCAUGUGGGCCACGUGUGUGCUGUCCAUGUGUACUAACAGAAGUGUACAACAGCAAUAUUAACAGCCUGACGCUGCCAAGAUGCCAAGAUGUUCUUUUAGGGGACGUGUAACCAUGUGUUUUUCCAAAUGUAAAUGUAAAGUUAAGCUGGGUUUAAAAUUGAACGUUAAAAUUAGAAUUAGCUUCUGUAUUGCACCAUUAGCCUCUAAUCCCAAAAUAUAAAGAAUGUGAAGACGAUCUGUAACCUGUUCCAGGUCUGUCUGUACUCCCUAAGUGAACUUAAAGUGAUAUUUCCCACCCUUCAGUGAUGCUCUGGUCGGUCAGGGCCCAUUUUUGCUGCUGAUUAUGUUGCACAUGCUGUUCUGUGUCAUAGGACAGGAACCUAACACAGCUGGGGCUAAUAUGUUGUUAGCUUGGAGCCCAGAAAGCUCAGAGUUUCCCAAUUGUAUUAGAGGGUAACAGUUUCAUUUUUUCGUGAAAAUCUAAAGAUUGUUCGAGUUGGCAAAGGUGUAAAACAUAAAGAUCGGAGUGUAAAUGGACUACAUAUUGACGCUGUGGCCCACAUGGACAUGUUGAAAGGGGUUUUCUGCACUUUUAGGUUCCAGUAAAGCUGGGUUGAGAAAAAAAAUGCAACUGUCGGAAUGCUGAGCGACACUUUUGCUGUACUUCCACAUGUCAGAGCUACAACUGUGAAAAGUCAUUUGUGCGCUGCUCCAUGACUGAAUGUGUGUCGCGUGUGUGUGUCUCCAUCAGGGUGUCAUCCCUCACCGCUCGCUCUGUGCUAUUCUUCUGUCAUUACAGAGUAAAACCCUCAGUGUUUGAGUCAGGCUUUAAAAAUUGCACAUGCCCCCAGUAAUGACAAGACAAAAGUGUGUGUCUGUGUGUGUGUGUGUUUUCUCAUGUGAGAAUGUCUGGAAGGUAUGAAUUGCAGAAAUGAAUAAAAGAAGCUUGUCUCAAAACAUU
This is a messenger RNA of Cynoglossus semilaevis (tongue sole), 4455 nucleotides long. It is a transcript of the gene tax1bp1a, whose product is annotated as Tax1 (human T-cell leukemia virus type I) binding protein 1a. The record is from RefSeq and is a predicted model, not a curated record. The transcript is spliced from 16 exons. NCBI's taxonomy places the organism in Eukaryota, Metazoa, Chordata, Actinopteri, Pleuronectiformes, Cynoglossidae. The coding region runs from base 1 to 2841 and encodes 946 amino acids.